Messenger RNA from Ostreobium quekettii, 444 nucleotides. Lineage: Eukaryota; Viridiplantae; Chlorophyta; Ulvophyceae; Bryopsidales; Ostreobiaceae. The record is from the annotation of a GenBank genome assembly.
AUGCGCCUGGGCCUUCCCGGCCGUAGGGGGCCGGCGGUGGCCGCCUGGCACCCCAUGGUGGGCCGGCGGCUGGCGGUGGGCAGAUCGUUCGCGCCCGAGCGCCGGCGCGGCGCGCGCUCCGUCGCGGCCACCGUGUGCAUGGCGGAUCUGUUCAGCGCGGCGUCGGCCGUGCCCGCCGUGGCCUCAUCCGUGGCCGUGGCCUGGGGGGCGCUCAUGCUGACUCAGAGCGCUGGGCAUGCGAGCCAGAUCGGCGAGCCGUGCCCCGCGUGCGGCGGCACCGGGCUGGAGACCUGCUUCUGCAGCCGCUGGUCUGACGGAGACGCGGGCUGCCAGUCCUGCAACCACACGGGGUACAUGAAGUGCCGCAGCUGCGGGGGCGGGGGCACCGCGGUGCCGAUUGCCCUGACAGUGAGAAAGGACGACUCGGCUGGGAGGCCGUUGUGA